UGAAGAAAAGUAUUACUCCUUCCUAGAUGAUGAUUUCAACAAGGGGUAUAUCCCUUUUCCUCUUCCUCAUCAUCUUCUUCUUCUUCAAACAAAAACAAAACAAUCAGACUCUGUCCCUCUCAAAGUCUCAACAUUUUCCAUCUGAACCGAUUUUAUUGGUGAUUAAGGAUUUUUGAAUGAUUGGUGGCUUAUAACACAUAUUUACAGUAUGAGUAACCGAGUACCUGGCUCCGGGAGGCCUUCUGGAGGUAAUAUGAGGAAAUUGAAAGAACUAAUGCAUCAAAGUGAUAACCGCACUUGUGCAGACUGUGGUGCUCCAGAUCCUAAGUGGGCGUCAGCAAAUAUUGGAGUAUUUCUAUGCUUGAAAUGCUGUGGUGUACACCGAAGUCUUGGUACUCAUAUUUCAAAGGUCUUAUCAGUCACCUUAGAUGAUUGGUCUGAUGAAGAAAUUGAGUCCAUGAUUGAGGUUGGUGGAAAUUCUUCUGCCAAUUCAAUCUACGAGGCUUUUAUACCUGAUGGAAUCACAAAGCCUGGAGCAGAUUCAAGUCAUGAACAACGUUCCAAGUUCAUCAGGUCAAAGUAUGAGCUUCAGGAAUUUCUGAAACCUAGCUUGCGGAUCGUUUCAUUGAAUACUGGAAGGAGCUCUCUUCAAACAAGUAUCUCCAGAAAGAUUAUGGAUACCUUCCGAAGUACAUCGGAUACAUCAAGGAAUCACCAGGAAGGCAUGGUUGAAUUUAUUGGAUUACUAAAAAUCAAAGUGCUAAAAGGCACAAACUUAGCGAUUAGAGAUAUGUUAUCAAGUGAUCCGUACGUAGUUCUGCAGCUUGGACAGCAGAAGGUACAGACGAAAGUAGUAACGAGCAACUUGAAUCCUGUUUGGGAUGAGGAGCUUAUGCUUUCAGUUCCGCAGCAAUUUGGAGCCAUAAAAUUGCAAGUGUUUGAUUAUGAUACAUUCUCGGCUGAUGACAUCAUGGGGGAAGCCGAAAUUGACCUCCAGCCAUUGAUCACCUCUGCAACAGCAUUUGGAGACGCAGGAAUGUUUGCAAAUAUGCAAAUUGGAAAAUGGUUGAAGUCGCAUGAUAAUGCCCUCAUUGAUGACAGCAUCAUCAAUAUCAUUGAUGGAAAGGUAAAACAAGAAAUGUCCCUCAAACUUCAGAAUGUGGAAUCUGGUGAAGUUGAUCUAGAGGUAGAGUGGUUGCCUUUAGAUCAGUAAAAACCUUACACCUCCUUAUCGGUUUUUUGUAAUAUAGCUGCUCUGAGUGAUAUUUAGAACGAUUUAUGCAAGUACUUGUAUUUUACGAGCCUUGUUGUGUUGUAUCUCAUUGUUGUAAUUGUUUUCCAGUUCUUGUAUCUCAUUGAUAUCCGAUUUGUGAGAAAAUCGUCUCUUAUUUAAUUUGUCCAUUUAGUAA
Molecule: messenger RNA, 1409 nt
Organism: Papaver somniferum (opium poppy)
Lineage: Eukaryota; Viridiplantae; Streptophyta; Magnoliopsida; Ranunculales; Papaveraceae
Product: probable ADP-ribosylation factor GTPase-activating protein AGD13
Exons: 9
Coding region: 209-1213 (334 amino acids)
Molecular function (GO): phospholipid binding; GTPase activator activity
Source: RefSeq, a predicted model, not a curated record